CCAUAAAUUUGGUUCCCCUUCUUCUCCAGAUCUUCAUAUUCCCCCUCACACCCAGAUCUACACCAGCAAACAAUGGAGAAUUUCCAUUUUUCUCUUCCCAAAUUCCUGUUUCUCCUCCUCCUCAUAAUUUCCGACCAAAUUCAUAUCUGCUCCGCCGCCGCCGCCACAAGAACCCACAAAUCCCCAGCUAGAAUCAGAACAAACACAGAGUAUGUGAGAACCUCGUGCAGUGCCACUUCAUACCCUCGCCUCUGCUACAAUUCACUCUCGGUGUACGCCGGCAAGAUCAAGACCAACCCCAAGACACUAGUUCUCGCUGCCCUCCAUGUCAAUCUCGCCUCCGCCCGAUCCACAGCUGUGGCAAUGAGAAGACUAGCCAAAACCCGUGGCCUACGGCGGAGAGACGCGUCGGCAAUCUCCGAUUGCAUAGAGGAGGUAGGCGACUCAGUGUUCGAGCUUCAAAGGGCAAUUCGCGAAUUGCGUCGUCCUAGAGGGUAUGAUUUUGGGGCUUUGAUUAGCGACAUUGAGACAUGGGUUAGCUCUGCUCUGACCGACGAAGAGACGUGUAUGGAAGGGUUUGGCGGGCGGAGUGUUAAUAAUAGGUUCAGUGUGAAGGCUAUGGUCCGACGGCACAUUGUUAGAGUUGCGCAUUUGACCAGCAAUUCGCUUGCUCUUAUUAACACCUAUGCUUCGUCGGCAGCGGCGGCCCAAGGCGUUCUGCCCUAGUCACUUUUUAUCUUGUUUGUUUCUUGGGAAAGUGAAACCAAAAUUUGGAUAUUAUGAGAUUAGUAAUGUAAUUAUUAUCCUGUAAUUCUAAUGUUACUAUUUAUGAGUAUCCAUUAC
Messenger RNA from Cucurbita maxima (winter squash), 843 nucleotides. RefSeq names its product 21 kDa protein-like. Lineage: Eukaryota; Viridiplantae; Streptophyta; Magnoliopsida; Cucurbitales; Cucurbitaceae. The record is from RefSeq and is a predicted model, not a curated record. Gene Ontology annotation, biological process: negative regulation of catalytic activity. Gene Ontology annotation, molecular function: enzyme inhibitor activity. The transcript has a single exon. The coding region runs from base 73 to 726 and encodes 217 amino acids.